AUGCGUACCCUCACCCUCUUGGCCACCUUACUGGCCGUUCUGGCCGGCCUGUACAAUUACCUCAAUGCGCGUCUCGAGCAGUUUUACAUCUUCGAACCCGGCCAGUUGCAUGAUCUCUCUCAGCGUGCAAUUGCUGCCCACGGAAACGAUACUCGUGCCGUUGUAAAUUACAUUGUCUCGGAGCUAGAUGAGAAGGUCCCCGGAAACCACCUGAACAGGGAAGAGGAAUGGGUGUUCAACAACGCCGGUGGUGCCAUGGGUGCCAUGUAUAUUAUUCAUGCUAGAACCGCAAUCGGCACCGAAGGCCACACUGGCCGCCACACUGCGGAUGAUUACUUCAACAUCCUUCAGGGUACCCAGCUUGCCUAUGUCCCUGGAUCCUACGAACCUGAGGUCUACCCUCAGGGCAGCGUGCACCACCUCCGACGUGGUGAGGUGAAGCAAUACAAGAUGGAUGCGUCCUGCUUCGCGCUGGAAUAUGCCCGUGGCUGGAUCCCUCCCAUGCUCUUCUUCGGAUAUGCCGAUACUUUCUCCAGCACUCUGGAUUUCCCGACUCUGUGGGCUACUUCUAGAAUCACGGGCCGGGAGAUGAUUGCCAACUUGUUCAAGGGGAAGCUGACCUCCCUCUUCUACCCUGGGGAACGGGUCGCCAUCGGUGCCAGCGGUGGAAAAGACAGCACCGUCCUUGCCUCCGUCCUGAAGACCCUGAAUGAGCGCUACAAUUAUGGCCUUGAUCUCUGCCUCCUCUCCAUCGACGAGGGAAUCAAAGGCUAUCGCGACGACAGUCUAGAGACAGUCAAACGCAAUGCAGAGCAAUAUGACAUGCCACUAGAGAUCGUCGGGUACGACGAACUAUACGGGUGGACGAUGGAUCAGGUCGUGGCGCAGGUGGGCAAGAAAGGUAACUGCACAUAUUGCGGAGUGUUCCGACGCCAGGCGCUAGACCGCGGUGCGGCGCGACUAGGGAUCAAACAUGUUGUUACGGGGCAUAAUGCGGAUGAUGUUGCGGAGACGGUUAUGAUGAAUCUGCUGCGGGGCGAUCUGCCGCGCUUGUCGAGGGGUACGAGUAUCGUUACGGAUUCGGCUGCGUCAGAUAUCAAGCGCAGUAAGCCCUUGAAGUAUGCGUAUGAGAAGGAAAUUGUGCUCUAUGCCCACCAUAAGCAGCUGGAUUAUUUCAGUACCGAGUGUAUCUACUCGCCUGAGGCGUUUCGGGGUAGUGCACGGACGCUGAUUAAGGAUUUGGAGAAGAUUCGGCCCAGCUCGAUUUUGGAUAUUGUUAAGAGUGGGGAGGACAUGGCAGAGCUUGUCCCUGCGGAGGUUAAGGGUAAAGCCUGUGCUAGAGCUGCGGAUGACGAGUCGGCUGGUGGAUGUGGCAGUCAGAAUGGCCGGACGCGUGGUGGCGAGAUGGCGGAGAUGGAAAAGAAGCUGGCUGAUGAUGAAGCGGCGGAAUCGAGAGAGGUUGAGAUCAAGCUACCGGCUCAGAAUGUUCCUGCUCCUCGUAAGAAGCAGAACAAGGGGAUCAAGGGCUCAACACAGAAGACCAUUAAGACGCAAACGAUGGGCAUAUGCGAGCGUUGCGGAUAUAUAUCGAGUCAGAAGAUCUGCAAGGCAUGCACCCUGCUCGAAGGACUGAAUAAGAACCGGCCCAAGACCGCGAUCGAAGUGGGCGUUGGGUUGGAAGAUGAAGAAAGCAGCAGCACACUCAUGCGACAGAUGGAAAAGGUUCAAUUGGGUGGCUGA
Messenger RNA from Aspergillus pseudonomiae, 1740 nucleotides. Its product is annotated as putative PP-loop ATPase superfamily protein. The record is from RefSeq and is a predicted model, not a curated record. Gene Ontology annotation, cellular component: mitochondrion; cytosolic tRNA wobble base thiouridylase complex. Gene Ontology annotation, biological process: tRNA wobble position uridine thiolation. The transcript is spliced from 3 exons. NCBI's taxonomy places the organism in Eukaryota, Fungi, Ascomycota, Eurotiomycetes, Eurotiales, Aspergillaceae. Bases 1 to 1740 code for a protein of 579 amino acids. Gene Ontology annotation, molecular function: tRNA binding.